Molecule: messenger RNA, 1018 nt
Organism: Eutrema salsugineum
Lineage: Eukaryota; Viridiplantae; Streptophyta; Magnoliopsida; Brassicales; Brassicaceae
Product: cytokinin riboside 5'-monophosphate phosphoribohydrolase LOG1
Exons: 7
Coding region: 93-734 (213 amino acids)
Biological process (GO): cytokinin biosynthetic process
Cellular component (GO): nucleus; cytosol
Molecular function (GO): hydrolase activity, hydrolyzing N-glycosyl compounds
Source: RefSeq, a predicted model, not a curated record
ACCAAACACAGCGAGAAAGAGAUUCAUCUUUCAAUUUUUUUUUAAAGAAAACUUUGUGUGUUGGGGGAAAAAGAAGAGAGAGAGAGAGAGAGAUGGAGAUAGAACCAAAGUUCAAGAGAAUAUGUGUGUUUUGUGGAAGUAGUGCUGGUAAUAAAACCAGUUACAGAGAUGCUGCUAUCGAACUCGGAGCCGAACUGGUAUCAAGAAAUAUCGAUCUUGUCUAUGGUGGAGGGAGCAUAGGUUUAAUGGGCUUGAUUUCUCAAGCUGUUUACAACGGAGGUCGCCAUGUCAUCGGGGUUAUCCCCAAGACACUAAUGCCAAAAGAGAUAACAGGAGAGACAGUGGGAGAAGUGAAGGCAGUAGCAGACAUGCACCAAAGGAAAGCUGAGAUGGCUAAGCACUCUGAUGCUUUUAUCGCUUUACCUGGUGGAUAUGGGACACUUGAAGAGCUCCUUGAAGUAAUCACUUGGGCACAGCUUGGAAUCCAUGAUAAACCAGUGGGACUAUUGAAUGUGGAAGGAUACUACAAUUCAUUGUUAUCAUUCAUCGACAAAGCAGUGGAAGAAGGUUUCAUUUCACCAACUGCUCGUCAUAUCAUUGUCUCUGCUCCUUCUGCUAAAGACCUUGUCAAGAAACUUGAGGAAUAUGUACCAAGGCAUGAGAAGGUAGCAUCAAAGAAAAGCUGGGAGAUGGAGCAAAUAGGGCUGAGUCCAACUUGUGAAAUCUCAAGAUGAAAAAAGGACUAAUUGAAUUCUUUAAUUAGGAUAAGCCCAAUUUAAUGUUUCUCCAAAAUUGGGCUCCUUUUUAUUGAUUGUGUAAACUUAGUCCCAGCAACCUGAAGACAAAUUGACUUUCUUUUUGUGUAGUUGAUUCUGUUGUUUAAUCUAUUGUUUUUAGCUUUCUAUUCUGGAAAAGAAAAGACAGAAAAUAUGUUGGUUUUUUUUUUGUAAUUUGUAAUUUGUAAUAUGUUCCCACGAACAACUCAAUCUUCUUCGGAAAUUAUAUUUGUUGUUGACGA